This is a messenger RNA of Epithele typhae, 1083 nucleotides long. RefSeq names its product manganese peroxidase. Gene Ontology annotation, molecular function: peroxidase activity; heme binding. Gene Ontology annotation, biological process: hydrogen peroxide catabolic process; response to reactive oxygen species; cellular response to oxidative stress. NCBI's taxonomy places the organism in Eukaryota, Fungi, Basidiomycota, Agaricomycetes, Polyporales, Epitheliaceae. The record is from RefSeq and is a predicted model, not a curated record. The coding region runs from base 1 to 1083 and encodes 360 amino acids. The transcript is spliced from 11 exons.
AUGCUGCUCACGGCAACGGCUGUUGCGUUUGGCUUGUUCUUUGUGUCAGCUGGCGCGGCCUCCGUCCCAUGCACUGGAAACAACGGAGUGGCUGUUCCAGACGCGUGCUGCGUCUGGCUCGAUGUGCUUGAUGACAUCCAGCAGAAUCUGUUCGAUGGUGGUGAAUGCAACGAUGAUGCCCACGAAGCGCUUCGGCUCACCUUCCACGACGCGAUGGGAUACUCGCCGGCUUUGUUCAGAGCAGGAAAAUUCAGAGGAGGGGGAGCCGACGGUUCUAUCAUGGAAUGGUCGGACAUAGAGCUCCAGGACCCCGCCAACGAAGGCAUGGACGAGAUCAUCGAGGCCGAGCGACAGAUCGCGCUCCGCCACAACGUGUCCUAUGCGGACUUUAUCCAGUUCGCGGGCGCCAUCGGUGUCGGGAACUGCAAGGGAGCGCCCCAGCUCCUGUUUUUCGCGGGGCGCAAGAACGAGUCGCAGCCCGCACCCCCUGGGCUGGUCCCUCAAGCGACCGACUCCGUGGACGCGAUCCUCAACCGCGUUGGAGAUAUCGGCUUCAGCGCGCUCGAGCUCGUGUGGAUGCUCGUCUCGCACACUAUUGGCGCGCAGCACAUGGUGGAUCCGACGAUCGCGGGAUCACCGUUCGACUCGACUCCUUACGACUUCGACGCCCAGUUCUUUGUCGAGACUCUCCUGAACGGCACCAUCAACCCUGGGAACGAAAGUCAGGUUCCCGCUGGGGGAGCGCUGUCGCCUUACCCCGGGGAGUACCGUCUCGCUUCGGACUCUGCGAUCGCAAGGGAUCCUCGCACCGCCUGCGAGUUCCAGCACAUGCUCCUGGACCGCCAGAAUAUGCUACGCAGGUACCAGACUGUGAUGAACACACUGGCAUUGAUCGGCCAAGGUGUAAAUGUGCAAUACAUGACGAACUGCACCAAUAUCAUCCCGGUCCCACCGGCUGUCGACUUCGAGCCAUUCCUGCCGGCUGGCCUCUCAAUGGACGAUGUUGUGCCGGUGUGUACAGGUACUCCGUUCCCCUCGUUAGCCGCUGCAGCAGGACCUAUGACAUCUGUCCCGCCCGUGUAA